AUGGGUCUCGCUUCCAAGAUGGCUUAUGCGAACGUGAACGUCGGGUACGGCGCUCCUCCUCCCCCUCAAACUCACGGCCAACCUCAGCAGGGGUACGGACAGCCUCCUCAAGGGAUGCACCAGCAGGGAGGAUACCAGUCGGCUACUCCGGCUCCUGGAGCUUAUGGCCAGCCUCCUCAACAACAAGGACAAUACGGACAACCUCAACAUGGGGCACCUGCUCAGCAAUAUGGGCAGCCUCAGGGUCAAUACGGCCAACCUCAGCAACAGUACGGCCAGCCCCAGCCUCCUCAGGGACAGUACGGCCAACCUCCUCAGCAGCAAUACGGACAGCCCCAGCAGGGACAAUACGGACAGCCUCAGGGUGGGAUGGGGGAUAAGGGGAUGAUCUUGACCUUGUUACAGACUUGUGUGCGGGAUCAACACCUCGAAGCCUUCUACCCCCCUCCCGCACUGGACCAGAUCUCCAGCCGGAUCGCCCAAUCCGGUGCCCUAGAUAAGAUCUGCCAACAAUGGCGUAUCCCCAAAGAGCUCGGUGCGGACCUGGUCAAGAUCGCCCUGUUCGACGUCGUGCUCUUGUGCGAUGAUAGUGGGUCGAUGCAGUUUGAACAAGGGGGUGAGAGGAUUGAGGAUUUGAAGAUGAUCUUGUCGAGGGUCACUUUCGCUACUUCGUUGUUCGACCACGAUGGGAUCGAGAUCCGAUUCCUCAACUCGCAGGUUCAGGGCAACCACGUCACCUCGGAAGCUCAAGCCACCCAGAUCGUCUCCCAGAUCAGGUUCAGCGGCUUGACCCCGCUCGGAACCUCGCUCGACCAGAAGAUCUUGCAGCCCAUGCUUUUGAACCCGGCCAGGGCGGGUCAGUUGAGGAAGCCGCUCUUGGUCAUCGUCAUCUCCGAUGGAGCUCCCGCAGUCUUCAACGCCGUCAUGAGGGCUUCUGAUGAGCUCCGUCGAUCCCGCUACGGCCCCGACUCGCUCUCCCUCCAGUUCGCUCAGGUCGGGAACGACAUGAAGGCUCAAGAGUUCCUCGGACAGUUGGACUCUCACCCUGUUGUCGGACCGUUGAUCGAUGUCACUUCCGACUUUGAGUAUGAGCAGGAUCAGAUGAUGAAGACUACCGGGGAAAACCUCACUGGGGAAGGAUGGAUCAUGAAACUCUUGUUGGGUUCCAUCGACUCGUCUUACGAUACCAAGGACGAGCGUCGUCACCACUAAACAGCCAGGCGGUGCAAGGAUACAAGCUACCGGUAUCCUGGGCUUGGUCCUGCGUGAAGCGCGACUGUGAAUCGUUUGGUUCAUGUUUAAGACGUGUGGAUUACGGAAAUACCGAUCGGAGAAUAAUGAUCUGGGAAAGACUGGGAACGUUGAGAAUGCUUUGAAUGUAGAGUGAAGAGAUAGUCUGAAGCUUGAAGAAUACCAUGAGACGUGAGACGAUUGUGAUUGCGAUGAAACCCGUGG
Molecule: messenger RNA, 1455 nt
Organism: Filobasidium floriforme
Lineage: Eukaryota; Fungi; Basidiomycota; Tremellomycetes; Filobasidiales; Filobasidiaceae
Exons: 11
Coding region: 1-1212 (403 amino acids)
Source: RefSeq, a predicted model, not a curated record